AUGGAAGGAUGUCCACGGUCUUUGAUGCUAAAUGUGGACUUAAAAGAACCUUUUCCUACGGAGUUUACACCCUCUCUAAAAACGGUAAAGAAAGACAAGCGUGUUUGCUUCAUUCUGAGGCCGUUUAUGUGGCCAAACAAUCUAAACAUUGGUUUAUUUUCAGUACAUUCGAGAACACUAUAACGAAGAUGCGGACUCCUACAACAACGAAUGCUCCCAGCUGGAACAGCUUAGAACCGUAAGAUUUCGUUAUUUAAUUAUUUUUGCUCACUAUGUGAUCAUAAAGUGAUUGUUUGUUUGUUUUAGUUAUUUGAUAUAAUAUAAUCAAAUGAAAUGUAAAGAAAUAUGGUAGUUAUGAAGGGGAACUAUGUGCGGAUUCAUUACAGUAGUUUUUAGGAGGGAAUGAGUUACGUAUUGUUAUUCACCUCCUCUGGUAUUCUUUUUGUUGUAGUUACAUGAACAGCAAACCCCUCCCGCGUUUUGGGACAAGAAAAUUAUUUAUUUUUUGGGGGGAUCCUUUCAAACAAGUACAAGUUGUUACUAACACAUUCAGUUUGUAAAUUCCUGUCAAUCGUACUCAAAAUAAUCACCAUCUUUAAAAAACAUUGAACAAUGUCCGGUCACGUUAUUUUAGGAAAUUCAUGACGUAUUCUGAAAAACUCUGGACUCUCGGUUGAGAAACGGACUUAGAUCUAGGAGUGACAUUUUUGCCUUUUUUAGAAGACUUUAUAUUUGAGUUAUAGGAAAAAUGCUGUUUGUAACGUGUAUUAUGAUAUAAUUUGAGACUAGAAAAACUCUCACGGUAAUUAUAGGUAAUUGCUUGUACCUACUUUAAACCAGGAAGUCAAAGGUUGUUUCUCAUCAGAUUUUUUUCUGUUCACAAAAUUAAGGGGGUUGAAAAUUAAAACAGGAUCAAUUCUUAGCUUGAUAAAAAGUUAAUGAUGAAUUUAAUUGAUUUUCAUUGUUGUGAGUGAGACAGUCAAUUAUUUUUAAGAUGGAUACCCUUGGGACAGUACUAAGUGUCUGUCUUAGAGAGAUGUCCCGAGGGGGGGGGAGUUACUGCCAUAUAUGGGCUAUAUAGGUAUGUGCCGCUGUGAAGGGUAUGUUUUUGAAGCAAUUUACCGUGGGAUAGGGUAUAUGAAUCAGAGAGUUUGGGUCUAGAAUAGGUCAUCAUUUUCCAGGAAACUAAUCGAUUGGUUGAAACCAGAAUUGCCACUCAAAAGUUAAAAAAAUCAAAUCGGCAAGUUUAAAUUUACGCAACUCAGCCUACAGUACUCUAGGAUAGGGGGGAUUUGGGGAGUUUAGUCUAGUAUAGGGUAGCAAAAUUCAGCUGAACUAGCUCUGGUAUAGGCUAAGGGUUCCAGGGUCCCAGCGGCACAUCCCUACACAAACAUUCCCAAAGUACCCUCCCCCCCCAACGGAGAUGUCCGUCUUACAGAGAGUCAAAUAAAGGGAGUAAAAAAGCCAGGGACCAACUGUAGGUGUCCAUUUUACAGAGGUGUCUGUCUUGUAGAGGCAUCCAGCAAGAGAGAGUCAACUGCAUAACUUUUAAUUUUCAGCCUCUUAUGUUUUAUAACUUCCCAGGCCUCCAUUCGCCCUUCACGUGACCACUCAGGGUGCAGCACUCUACGGCGGUAUUAUGCGCAGCUGCAAUUUCUUCAAUCACGGUUUCCUAUGGGAGAUGGAGGAGCAGUUAAUGUCCAGUUCACAUGGUCUGUGCUCAUCCCUUACAUUUAUGUACAGAAUAAAGAACUUUAAGUAAAUAUUGCUGACGCCAUUCUGGUUAACGGUUUCAACAGAAUGUUAAAUUAUUCAUUUGUGUUGUGAAAGCAUUUGAAUGGCAUACACUGUAUCAGAAUUAAUAUUAGUACACUAGAAGAGAUGAUACUUGGUCACAAGUUAAUGAUAACAACAAUAAUAAAUUAUUAUCAGUUACUAUCAUUAUCAUUAUUAUUAUUAUUAUUAUUAUUAUUAUUAGUUGUUAUUAUUGAUUAUAAAGACAAUUUUGUGCAUGGUGAAUAACAGUGGUGGCAAGAAUGAUGUUGAUAAUGGCACUUAUGACAAUCCUGGUUCUCAUUAAAUGCCGGCAACCGACUAAAAAAACGGCUACUUUGAGGUCUGAGCUGUUGACUUUUGAGGGAAAAUGGGUAAAGUAAGGGAGUGAAUUACAUCAAGGGCAGUGAAGAUAGUAGUCACUUUUAUUAUGGACAGAGGGCUUGGAAAUGCAUUGGUUAAUUCCUUAUAUGAAAAGUGUAUCAAUUUUUGUCGUUUAUACAAAUUAAUUUCCUUUUUCUUUUAACAGGACUGAUCUUUAUUCUGAAGAACCAAUAUCCUUGUGUGACAUUAAAUUUGAGCAAGCAUCAAUUCUUCAUAAUUUAGGUUGGUAUCAAUUUCUAGAUCAAAUGUUAUGGUUUAGUUUAACAACACUUGAAUCAAAUUGGUGCGGUAAGGUGAAUUCAGCAGAGCUGUAUAAAUAUAUAAAUGUUAAAAUGUCCUAUAUAAAUGCUAUGGACAGAUAGAACAUAGAGCACUUCAUCAGUGUGUAUGUUCUCUACUCUUUUUGAACAGCGGUGCUUUUUUUUAAGCUUCUUUCAAACUGAUAGGAAAUGAUGAACCAGAAAAGGCCAAGGGCUUAAGUCAACUGACUGCGCAAUGAUAUUCUUAUAUAAGAGUUUGUUUUUCAGUCAUUUUCCUGCUUAUAUGAAAAGUAUGUUUUCACUCCAGUCCUCUUCCUAUGAUCUUCUCAGUAAACCUAAAAUAAUGACCUAUGGUCUUAAAUCCUUUUCUUACUUUCAGCUAAACAGUGGAAUGCAGUGCCAGACUUUUUUCGCACUAGUUUUUUGGCAUAAUUUUUUAAUUAGACUUUUAUGUGAAGACUUUUACUUUAUGUAUUUUUGUGUGGUGUCAGCUAGAAUAUAUUAACUCGCUACUCCAAAAUUCACAUGAAAGUAUUCAAGUUUUUGUUGUUGUUAUUCAAGACCCUGAUUGGUUUUCUGGCUGGGGCUUAAACCCAUGACCUUUUGCUUGACAGACUGGUGCUUAUCCAAUUGAGCUAAAAUUAAUAGGUGGAAGUUGGUUAGAUCUUCAAAUCUUUAGCAGUUACAGAACAAUGAAACCUAACAAAACAUGCCACAAGGACUUAUUCCCUGUAAAGUUACAUCAGUGCACUUACUGCCCAGGGGACAUGAGAUCACAGUGAAUGAGAUUUGGUUUUUCUCAUGGAUUUGAAAUUAUUUGCUUACUUUAAUCCUCAGCUUCUCUUCACUCCCAGCUUGGUAGCAAUGAAGACAGAACUACAGAAGAGGUUUUAAGAAAUAAUUUGAUCUUUGCUUUUAGUGUAAUAUAAUGGUUCUAUCUUUUUCUAUUUAUUUUGAUGAUAAUAUCACUGAUUAAAUUAGAGUGUUUUGGUUCUGUAUGUUGUAAGUGAGCACUUCUUUUUCAGUUGUUCACUGCACUAACGUUUUAGUUCAUUGCAAUACAUUCAAAUCUUAUAAUUUUACCUUUGCUUGUGUUUUCAUUCUAAAGGGAAUGAAAGUGGCUUGUACCCACUUCCAAUCUGCUGCUGGCAUUUUUCAAUUUCUCAAGGUAACACAAGGUUACAGCGUGUAUUUUGGUGCUUGAUAAUUAUCCUUUUCAUUCUAAGAGUAAAGUGUCUUUUUGAGAUGGCUCUAACAUUUGAGUCUGUGAAUGAAACCGUAUUAUGUGGCCAUUCAAAUGAAAGCUACUGAGCAGUACUUUCCUGUGGUACUGUUUAUUAUGCCAUACAAGGUGGUUCUACCUUUUGAGUCUGUGGGUGAAAUCCUAAAGUGUGACCAUUCAAAUGAAAGCAACUGAGCAGCACUUUCCUCUGGUACUGUUUAUUAUGCUGUACAAGGUGGUUCUAACUUUUGAGUCUGUGGAUGAAAUGCUGUGGUGUGACCAUUCAAAUGAAACUUCUUCAGCAUUACUUUCACAAUGUCCUGUUUGUUUUUCAGCAUUUUACAAAGAGAAAUUUGGAAUUUUUGUUGAAUUUUGACUUUGGCCACUCCUGGAAGUGAAAGGGUUACCCCCUUUUUCUCAACUCACAACUCAACUACCCUCUAAACCCUUAGAGAUAUUGUUCAAUAUUAGUAUCCAUCAUCAUCUUGUUCUAUGAAAAUUCAAAUCUAAUGUACAGUGACCAUAACUGAAAUAGUAAUGGAUAGAUUAGUGGAUUGAUAUUGGUGUCAAACCAUAUGUACGACCUAUGCUUCCUACACGAUGUCUUGAUGAAUCUACUUAAAAUCAUUUUGUUUGUGUAAUAUUGCAACCAUUUACAGUAAUCACAGUCAAUCCAUGUAAAGUUGUUUAAUUAUUAAGAUAUUGAGCACAACUUUUAUCGUUGUUGUAUUUUCAGGCCGGUUCUUUCUGUAAAGUUGAACAUUUUAUUGUAAGUUCAUUGACAGUUUAAUUUUUUUUGUCAUUUUUGUGUGUGCAUUAUUUCAUAUAUUAUGACCAGUUCCAGUGAAUAGCAUUGUCAUAAUCUCCAUUUACAAUUUGAGUGGCAGUGCUGUAAAUUAACCUUAUUUAUAAUCUUGAGCCCUAAAACAAAAUAUUGAAGGGAGCUGGUGAAUAAGCUGUAAAUGGAGGGGUGUACUUGGAAUGAGGCUUCGAGCGAGUCAUGACCUAAUAAGAAAUUCUUUCUUAGAUUCGCAAACAUACACAAGGCAAACUGGAAGGAGAAUUUAAUGAUUUAUCAUAUUUUAAUUGGGGCUUUAUUCGAGGUAUCCUUAAGCUUCUUCAGAAAAUUUCCUGUCAGUUUUUUUAUUCUUCAACUGAUCCUCGAAUAAGAUUUUUAUUAUUUUAGCCAUAAAAUAUGGAACCAAAGCUCAGCUCAUUCCUGUAAACACUGGUAAAAGUUUCUCCCAUACAUAAUAUUAUUUAUAAUCUUUUAAAAGUUAAUUAUUUAUUUAGCAAAAAUAUUUCUCUCUAGGAUCAUUUUGCUAGUGAUGCAUUUUUUGACAUGGCUGGUGGUCUUCUACAGCUGUACACUAAUGUUAUGCUGGUAAGCUGAUUAAAAAUUCUUUUUUUUUUUCGUGAUUGCAAAAAAUCACAAAACUAAAAUGUUGAGCACUUUUUAUGCUCGUCUUGAAAUUCUAAUGGUUGCAGCUAAGUGCCGUUAACUUCUGUUUGAUUUUGUAGGGUCAAGCUCAGGAAUGUUUACUGGAGAAGUCCAUUUUAGAUUCCCGCAAGGACUCACUUGUUGCUAGAAUCAGUAUGCAGGUACAUAUUUUUGAUCAUCUGUUUUAAUUUGUUAUCAAAGAGUACAAAAAAUCAAAGAUAUGCAACUACAAAACAGAGCAUUUUGUUUAAUAUACACGCCUUAAAUAGUGUAUACUGCUCGAAUGUUAGUAAUGUUGACAGUCAAUAUGUCUUGAUUCUCAAGACUUGAGACUUGAUUCUCUACUCUCAAAACUUUCAAGUUUUGAGUCUCAAAAUAUCUUGAGAACUGAAAUACUAGUUUUGAGUUUCAAGCUUAAUUAGUAGUAAUAAUAUCAUUAAUCAACAGUCAUAUGUUUUCACAGGUUUAUGAAUAUUACAACCAGGCUUUACAGUUUCUUGAUUCUCAAGGCCCAUCAUACAUGGGGUCCAGGAAAGCCAAGGUGAGGAAUGAUCACCGCAAAGCGAUAUGUAUUGAACUGCAAAUUAGUGCUGCCAGCUUGUGCUUGGUUCACCUGAAUACAAGCCAGCUGCUAUGAGACAAUUCAUUGAAUUCAUCAGAAUCUAAAUGUACAUACCUUCCAUAUAAAAUAUGCAAUCUUCACAUUUUGUUCGCAACUGAAUGCGCAAGAUUCUGGUAUCAGUACACGCAUUUGAUUAUGUACUUGGUGAGUCCAAUCAGCCGUAUCAAUGUAUAACAGAUGUGUACAUGGUCCCCUGGGUUGUGUGUCUAACAUUCAGUGUCCCAAAUGACUGUGGAUUAAGAUUCCUAUGGUCAAAAUGUUAUGUGGCCUACUGUCACCAUAAAACAUUUUAGUCAAGGGUUAUUCUUGUUCUCACACACUGCUGCAAGCCACAUGAAGCUGACCACAGCAACAAAAAAACAGUUUUCACUAACCAGUAUUUCGUUCCACUCGCCCAUAGCCUGAUUCUCAGACAUCCAAGGUCAUUUGUGGCCUUUUUGCUUUUGCGAAGGGCCCACAAAAGACCUUGGACAUCUGAGAAUCAUCCAUAAAAUAAUCACCCUUUUUGUGGCAUCUUAUUUAAACAAGUUGUACUCUUAGCAGCCUAUAUCUAAUUUUAUAGCUGAUAUUAAUUUUAUUUGAUAGUUAAUAUUAAUACAUUAUACAAUUUUAUCAUUUUAGCUUUGGGCAAAGAGUCUGAAAAUCAAGUGUUGUCAGUACCUUGCGGUAGCAUAUGUAAGUAUAAUCAAAACCUGCAGUCAUUAGCCCCUGUGUAGAGAGAUACUGUUUUCUGGAGCUCUUGGUAUUCCAUACAAGGAUCACUUAAAUCAAUCUGAUAUAUACAAUGACAAUGUUUAACCAAGGAAAGUACUUAAAUUUUCUUGCAGAUAUACAUGUCAAACAAUGCAGAUGAAAAUCAAAAGUUUGGUGAAAAGGUAAACACGUAACAAUUUUUUAUGUAAUAUUAUUUAAUCAGUAUGUACUUCUUCAUUCAUUGUCUGGUUAAACCUCGGCUAAUUGGCUCCUCAUACACAUAUGUCCAGAAAUGCAAAUCCGACCUUGGGUACCCCAUAUUAGACACGACUCUUAUUACUAUUGGUUAGUUCCUUAUGACUCUAUGUUUGACAGAUUUGCUUGUGUUUAGGUGAGGAUUAGUCCUAGGGGACACUUUGCAAUGUUUAUCAUAAAAAGCGUGAUUCUCAUAAGCACAUUUUCUGGAAAUAACUCUCCACACAACAGCCAUUUCUGUAACAGCCAACUCCACUUAAUGACAAGAGCCUGCUCCUCAUUUUCCCAGGGAGGCAAUGGCUAUGCCACUUUGUUAAAACUGGCCUCCAAUGACUGCAAUACUUUCAAUGCUCCAUACCAGUAAUAAAAGCCAUUCUGCAAUGGGUCCGCCAAACCUUACCCUGUGAGCAGAGGUUUCUCUCUUGCAUGGCUUUUAGCGUUUACAACGUCGUUCGUGUGGCUUGUCUUUCAUGUGGUUGGCUAGUUUAUGCCCCGUGAGGGUGCAUAAAACAAACCAACUAUGCGACUGACAAGCGAUGCAAACGACUUCAUUAAAGCUAAAAGCUAUGCAAGAGAAAAAACCUCUGCUCGAAGAGUAACCAAAGCUGUUUUCAUGAAAAUUACCAGUAAUCACUCUCUUUUCUCUAGGUGACAUACUUAAAAGCUGCAUCACAAAAGAUAACAGAAGCUCAAAAGGCAUCCAAGGUACCCAGGUUUUUGCUCUUGUCUUUAUUCUAGAUUUUUAGUUUAAAAAAAAGGUUCUCAUAAUUAUUAUAAUGUGUAUGGGAAAAAGCACACUGAAAAUAUAGGCCAAAGAUUACUGAACUUUCUGGAAUUUGGGUUAGAGGAACUAGAGCACCAGAUGGAAAGCAAAUCGAAAAAUUGACCAUUGAUCCUACAUAAUAUUGAAUCCUGAGAUUACAGCUGAAACUAAUCUUACCAGACACCAAAAUACAUAUCAUGGAGUGCCACCCCAAUUCCCACCUCCCACCCAAUUCAAGUUGGGAUAAAGUAAAUUCACUUUUGCUGAGUUUUAAAGCAAAGCUGUUACAGUUACCAGCCAUCUUGUGUGUUUCGCUGCACAUUGCAUUACAUUGUAUUGGUUGUUUAGUUGUUGGUUUUUCUUUACCUAAAGGGCCAGCCUGAAAGAACACUGGAGUUGUUGCAGUUUCUUAUUGAUGUUGUAAGCAACAAGUGAGUCUUCAAUGCUAUUUCUACAGACUGUCCAGGGCUUAUUGCACCUAUACUUUGUCCUUUUGACUCAGUGGUCAUUAUUAGCUCCAAACUGGUUUUAAAAUAAGCUCUUUUCGACUUUUUAUUUUGUUGUCUAUACCUUUCACAUACCUUUCACUCUCUGGUAUAUUACUAAUAAUUACAAAAAAUGAAUAACAGGAUAAUGCAGUUGUAGAGCUCUGAUUGGCUUCGCCAUCAUGUUAUUUGAGUCAUUAUACCUAUGCUCUCCAAAUAUGGUAACUGCACGUAUCUGCUCAAAAUUUUAUUGGUUCUUUUUUACAAAUAAAGUCGGCACUUGUAUUAAUUGUUAAAUAUCAUGACCCAUCAUUUGUAGAUUGCAAGGUGCUGUUAAGGACAACGAUUUCAUUUACCAUGAAGUUAUUCCAAUAACUCACGCUUGUUCGAUAUGAGAUGAUUCUAGCCAACUUGGCACUACGCGCCUCGUUGGCUAUCUACCAUCUCAUAUCCAACAUGCACUCAUGGAAUAACUGUUAAAUAUAAUGUGACCCAUUGUUUGUAGGUUGCAAGGUGCUGUGAAGGACAAUGAUUUCAUUUACCAUGAAGCUGUACCUGAACUGGACAGUUUGCCAGAAAUAAAAGGUAUGCAAUAAUAAUGUUACUAUGGUUACUCUCGGCAGUGUUAAUUAUGGCACAAAGGCUAGUGAUGUUGGACACAUGCAUGAAGCAAUGAUUAGUCAGGCCUCAAAGCACUGGGCUCAUCAUUUUCUAGCUUGACCUUUUCCAGAUUCCAGUGCAAGUCACAGACUUUGUUUUUAGAGAUCCCCAUUGUCCUUUUCUAAGAGACACCUUUUGACAUACAGUGUAGAACCACUCAAUACUACCGCUCGAAAAACAAAACUUAUAUUCCAGCUUGGGCAAGCAGCAUCUUACUUCAUGAUUUUGUUUGUCAUAGUUAAUAAUUGGAGGUGACCCGUGGGAGGUUGCUAUGGUUACCCCUUUAGUUGCAAAAAUUUCCCACAAUCACUUGCUUAUUGCCUGCAUUGCUCAUUUGUAUUUUGAAUAUGGCCUAUCACCAAGUUAAUGUUAGAGGAUGGGUUGAUGAGACCCUUGCCCAUUGGGCAAGUUCACUUUAAAAGUUACUUGCCCAGCAAGAAGAAUCUACUUGUCCCGUACUACCAGAUGGGACCUUUUUCUUCCUGAAUACAUUAAUAAACUUGUGUCACUUCUAAUUUUCUUUUUUAUGACAGCCGCACCUCUAGUAAAACCAAUCCCAUUCCAGCCAUUUGACUCCUCAGUCUCCGGACCUGACAUUUUUCAGAGACUAAUUCCAAUGGGUGCACACACAGAUUCCUCUCUGUACAGGUUAGAAGUCUGGACUCAUUCUUUUAGUACCAGUUUCUGGCUUUUUUUCUAGGGACCAUGAAGUCAUGCUUGUUUUAAUUUUUAACAAUUUAUUUAUUAUUGGUUGCUGUUUUUGUGAUAUCCAAAAUAAUCAAGGUAAGUGUUAUUAGCGGAGGCUGGUAACAUUUAUCGAGACCUUGAUUGUUUCAGAGUCACAAAAACCAAAUCCAAUCACUUUUUUAUUACACAUCAUUUUGAAGAAAACAAUGUCAAAUACUUCGUUGCAUGGAACACGGCUUGCUCUUGGAAAUCAUUCAUUGUGAUUGCAACCUACCGCUUAGUCAGUUAUGUGCUAGCAGAUUACUAACUAAUCUGCAGGUUUUGCUGAUUUCCAGAAAUAACUGUAGGCUCUUAACUAAUAAGUAGAGAGAUUGUGAGUACAAUGUAUAAUAUUAUUAGACUGGUAACCAGGCCGCUGCCCAUUUAGGAUAAGCACUGGUCUGCUGAGCGGUAGGUCACGGGUUCAAACCCCUGCUGGACUAACACUCAGGGUUUUAAAAUGGGGUAACUGCCAAAAACGUGCUGCCUUUGUUGUUACGUCUUCAAAUGGUUAGACAUUCUAGUCUUCUGGGAUAAGGUCAAAAAACGGUAGGCACCGUCUCACAGCUCUUUCACUGUUCUGAUUCUUGUAUGAUGUAAAAGAACCCGCACUGCUAUUCAUAAAAAGUAGGGGGAGGAGACCCUGGUGGUGUGGUACAACCUUUCAUGGGUUGGGUGGGUAAUGAAGGGGUUAAUAUCAAUUGGAAUGUUAGCCCUGUUUCAUCCCCUGUCACCUUGUUGAGUCACCGUGGUGAAUUCAAUAAAGUAAUAAUAAUUAUUAUUAUUUGGCCGUCAUUAAAGUUUUUGAUGCAAAACCUCACCCAGUGGACUUUUCUUAUUUCUCAGUGAAGAAAAAGCAAAGCUACUUAGGAGAUAUGUUGGUUCUAUUGAGCAGAAAAAUCAGCUGUUGAGGUGAGCGAUUGAUGGUGUGUUCUGGAUUACAUGUACCCAGUUAAAAUCCACUCUCAGGAAAAACCAAUUUUUUUUCGCUCCUAAGAGUAAGUAGGUUAGGAAACAAAGGAAAUUCUGAAUCAAACUAGGUUGAAUACUGGUUUAACCUGAGCUUGAUUUUACCUACAGCAUACACACAUGAUAAUUUGUUUGGACAAAUGGUUUGAUAAUCUUAACAGAAAGUGCUUAAAAGUGACAUACAAUAAAGACUAUGACUGUUCUAUUUUUUCAUUACCAUCUAGCAAAGAAUUGAGUGAUUUACACAUUGAUGACUUGCUGGAACCAGAAGGAUAUGACACUCUUCCAGGUUUGUUUCUGUCCUACUUGUGUAUGUAUACCGCAAAGGCCCUUUCCACUCAAAAGGGCGAUUAGGAAUGUUAGGAGAAAGCUUACAAACUUUUGGAAGAGGGCCACGACUCUUUCACAAAAAUGAUAAAAAUACUUUGUCAGAGUAGUGAUUUUGUUAACAUAUUUUGACGAUAUUGAUUAACUUUUCAAAGACCGCUAAUGUGAAGGAAAUGAUGGAGAAAAAUAAAUACCGGAAAUCCUCUAUUAACCUCCUUCCUCCCACCCCAUGAAGGGGCUUAUUUGUUUCAAGCAUGUUUGAGAAGAUGCUUAUUUAAUUUAGCAAAGAUGAUAGUAUCAAUUCUUUGUGAAAACUAGGAUGCAAGCUCAGCUACAAGAAGUUGGAGGUCAUACUGCAGAAGAUCCAAAACAAAUCCGAACUUCCAGCACACUACUUAAUCAUACCAGAUCAGUCCACAUGAAGUGUUUCAUUUGUGAUUGAUUAAUAAAGUAUAUCAUUUAAAAAUGAAAGGGGAGGGGAAGCGGCUACUUAAAAGAGAGUGGGAGCUCUGCUUAAUAACUUUCUUCCUUAGAAAAGGGGGAUUACUUAAGAGCGGGGCUUAACAGAGGAUUUAUGGUAGCCUUGGUUUUUAAACACUUUCUCCUCAUAAGUAUAACAAAUAAUAUGAAGAACAGCACUUGCAGAGAAUACAACCUGUUGGCAGAUAAGAGGGAAAGCUUCCUUUCUGUCUUUGUGUACUCCACUGAUUUUGUUUGUGUAACAAUGUUCUUUUCCAGCUGGUAUCGUACAGAAAAGGAAUUCUCUCGUAAAUGAUGGAACUUUGAAAGAUGUUGAAAGCAAUGUAGAAGGUGGGUUUGCAACCUCAUUCCCAGGCUCCCCUCUCUCUUGUUCCCUGGGACAAGAGAGAGGCCUGGGAAUGAAGUUAGGUGGGUUUGUUACAACUUGACAGUCAUUAGUAGCUGUACUACCAAAGAAAACUAAAUUUACUUUACAACUGGUGUUGUUAUUCAUAGAGCUUACAAAGGUUGGCACAAGGGUGGAAGAAAUAGUGGCUUCUCUUACAACAAUACUUGAAGAAGACAAGAAAAGAGAAAAAGAAAUACAGGUUUGAUAAAGAAUUUUAAAAAAACCAGAACACAUUUUAUUUUCCCAUAAUCAUGGUUUAAUUUUCAAUAGAGCAAAAAUGCGACUUUCACAAAACAAUGCCCUAAUCAGGGACUUUGUUACCUCUGCAUUCUGCAUCCCUGACACAUAAAAAUCCCCAAAGAUGCAAAAUAAUUCAUGAAAUGCGUUCCGUAGGAUGCAAAGAACAAUCAACCAAUUUGAAGAUUUUUUGGUAGAAUAUCCUGACUGUGUGAUUUCUGUGGUUGCUGUCUAAAUAUGCAUAUUCUCUUUUGUGCUUUGAAUAUAUAGAAAGACUAUAUUUUAAUUUCAGUAAACUGUAAUAAAGAGUUUUGGCGUCUGUCUCCAGAUUAACUCUCUGAUUACAUAAAGGCGCGAGCAUUUUCAAUUUAGGACUCAUUGGUUCUGGGCAGGGACUCAUGAUUUUUCACAAGAGGAGUCUCAGGACUCAGCAUAACUACAGUCAACUCUUUCUAAGGCGGACACCUUUGGGACCGGUACUAAGUGUCCAUCUUAGAGGGAUGUCCGUCUUAUAAAGAGUGAAAUAAAAGGAGUAAAGAAAGGCAGGGACCAACUCUAGGUGUCCGUUUUACAGAGGUGUCCGUUAAGAGAGAGUCGACUUUAUUUGUAAAAAAGUCACUGCCUAAUAUUUACAGGCUCUUCCUUACCCAGGUAAAUUCUCUUAACUUUUUUUUCCUGCUUUUAAACUCGUGGACGAAAUCCUAUGUACUUGCUAUUCAAAUGAAACCUCUCUGACCGCACUUUUGCACAGUACUAUUUAUUUCUUACAAUUUUGCGAAACGAAAUUUGAAUUUUUUGGUCUGCAUUUCACUCUUCGGCCGAUAAUAAGAGUGAAAGGGUUCAUGUUAUGUUUUUUAAUUGUUUUUGUGUAGGAAUUAGUUCCUUCCAUCACCCCUCCUCCAGAGAGGGAAGAAUUUGAAAAGGAGCUUGAACAGUGUCGAGAAACACACAAGAAAGCAGUAAGUCAAAUAUUAACCCUUUAAGUCACAAUAUCAACAUAAAAAUUCUCCAAACUGAUCUCCAUACAUGUCCUUUAAGAAUUAGUUGAGAGCAUUUAAUAACAGAUCAAGGCAUUUUCUCUUUGGCGAUCAUUUGUUAAUUCUCAUAACCCUAUCUCUUGACAAAGUAUGGAUAUUGUUAGGGGAAAAUUGAUGUUGGUCACUAUUGGAACUUAAAGGGUUAAUGCUGAUUAUUUCUAAGUUGUUCUAUCAGUCAAGUCUGUGUACAAAAUCCUGUCUAUCUCUGGACGUGGACACCGCCCCACUCCCCAUUCAUCCUCAACCUUAUUUCCCAACUUUUAAGUAACUGCCAGGCAUGUUAAGCUAAUCGCAAAAUCUUUGAAAGGAUGAAAGUCAGUUCAAUUUUUCAGUAACAUUUUCAUUGGCGUCACCAUCAUCAGAUUGUAAGGUCUGUAGUGUUUCUUAAGACGAUUUGACUAUAUUUUCUUGCAGAUGCAGACAAACACAGAACUGGUGAAGGUUUUCCAGGAACACAAGCACAACCUGGACUUGUUAGUAGGACCGUCUGAGGGACUGCUCGCUGCCCUGCCUUCCUUGAAUAUCAUAGACAGUAAGUUAACUGCACCCUGCGAUUUUCCAAUUGUAGAUAUUGUAAAACGCUGAAAACAUGUAGCACCAUGUGAAAUUACUACCAAAGAGAUUUCAUGUGACUGGUCAGACCAUAGGAUUUUGUCCACAGAUUCAAAAGUUAGAAUCACCUCACAAGCAUCCUUCAUUCAUAACACAUUGAUUUACUCCCAUUUUCAUUUUUGGGCACCUGGAAGAGGAUUCUAUCUUUUGAGUCUGUGGAGAAAACUCUAUGAUGUGACCAUUUAAAUGAUACCUUCACUUAGUCCUCUUUGUUUUCAAUAUUAUUGUUAUUAUUAUUAUUAUUAUUAUUAUUAUUAUUAAAGGGUAUAGUCAGGUACUUUAGGGUAGAGUGGGUUGGGAAUGGGAGGUAGAGUGACUCAGCAUGAGAGAGAGUAAGAGCUACCCUCCCCUCCCACCCUUGAUCACAGCAGAGCUUGUACACAGUCUUGGUGGGUUGUUUUUAUUACUUUUAUUGGGUGCUGAUGGCAUGUUAAGGAAGAAUAUUAUUACUCAAGAACAUCAGGUUGAACCCGUACUUAGGCACAAUGAAAAAUGAGAAUUAAUGAGGGCACUGUCUUAGCUCUGCAAAGGGCCAGGUCUUUUGCAUGGCUUAUUAACUUCGUGAAUUGUUUCUUGUAAUGUUGUACACUGAAGUACUAAACUUUGUCAUUAUUGUUAAUUCGUUUCUUUAGCUCCCAUUGAUGAUGGUGCUGUGCAGCGUCUUAGGGACCUCAUAGUAAGCUUAUGAUCAAAAACUUUUAAUUGUUUAUUUUUUGUUUUUUCUCUGAGUGCAAAGAUGAACCAAUAGGAUGAAAAAACAUUAUUUUGAUUUAUUAUUUUGUUUUUAUUUCCAGUCUAAAGUUGAGCUAAUGAAGUCACAGAGGAAGCAACUGGAAGCAGAUUUAAGGAAGCAGGUUAGCCUUGCUCAAAUUGUCAGAAUAUAAAGGUUAAAUUCCUGGAGUUGGAUUUUUAAGGACUGCAUCCAAGUUCAAAAAGACAAAGGAAAAUUCGUUCUCGUAUACAUGUUCACAUACUCCAUAAAACUUCCCACUGUGCUAUGGAUGUCAAAGAAAUGUGAUGCGUGUGUCAGAACAAAAUCGUUGUUUUGCUCAUAAAACCAAUUGUUUGUUGACGUUGUUGUCGCCUUUAUCGUUGUGGUUGUUAGCUCUCUCUUGUGAUCUGAAUGAAGUCAGAGAUAUGUCCAUGAACAUUGUUUUGUUUUUGUCAGGGUUAUACAUAAACCAGCCAAGAAAUGAACGCAUUUAACGCCUUUUUUGUUAAUCUUUCUAGUUGGAAGAGGAUGACAUUACACAGCUACUUGUGACAAGAGAAGGGAACAAAACGGUAUAUUUCUUAGUUGUUCUAGUUAAAGUCGAACCUCCAUGUGCGACCACCUCCCAUAAGCGACCUCUUAUCCAAAACACCAAACAUUUUCCAGUAAAAGCCCUACUGAGCGAGCACGAUCACUCUUUGGGGCUGAAGGAUUUAGAAUUGUUUUUGACCUUUUAUAAGCGACUACUUGACACAUGGUCUGAUCUCUAUGUUCUCUGUACUGAUGUGCAAUGCCUGUCGGAGUAGAAGAACUACUAGUGACUACAUGGAACUGUACAUAUCAUAACUUAGAUAAUGUAUGUAACAAAUUAUCUUCUACAAAGUAUAUUAGUGCGGACCACUUCUCGGAAAAGACCCUCUGUGGUUCGAUUCUGGUAAGCAACCACUUUCUGUAAACGACCACUAAGUCUUCACAUUUUCAGUGGUCUCAUACGGGAGGUUUGACGUACUAAAGCCAUCCCACAGCUUUUUGGGAAUGAAAAGUUGUCUUGGACCUGUCCUGUUAUCAGAACUAUGGAAAUCAUGUAACUCGUGGUAACCGGUAUCAAAAUAUUUGGCACUAGUUUUAUUUUGACUUAAGUAGGAGGAAUCUGACAGACUACUAACAAGUCUAGAUUUGAUGCAGUAAUGAUAUCAUUAAAGGUUUAUAGUCAGUUGCACUUAUUAACACUGUUGUGUGAUUAUUUUUCAGCUUUUUUUUGAAGAACAACUUAAAAAGCAUGACGCAACUUGUGACCUGAUUCAGAAAAACUUAGAUGCUCAGAGCAAAAUAUUAAAGUGGGUGACAAUGACUUAAAUACCUUGUCAUUACUCUGAGUUGUUUUUUUUUUUGUAAGCAAUUGUGCAUGCAUGUUAACUUUCAUUCACCAAUUUAUAGUUUUCCAAGAUUUGUGAUUACUAUUUAUGUUGUGUUCAUAAAUGCAAGGGUCUUUUUUCCAUUGAAUCUUUAUUCUGCCGUGCAAAUGAUGAAUUUCAAAUAUUCUCUUUUAUGCGGUUAUUAGGUAUCAGGUCGUUUUGCCCGAAGGUCGGUUCGCGCGAUAGCAGUUCACCCAGACUAAGUCAGUUCGCCCGAAGCGUAUUUGUCGUUCUUUAAGCCUGAAAAAAGGUAAUAAGCAUGGAAAGACUGUGGCCGCACGUGUUGAAUCCAAGGGUAACUAAAAUAACCUCUCGAAAGGUAUGUUCGCCAUGUUGUAGAGUGUUGUAUGUCAUCGUGCGAAUCGACUAAUGUCCUGGGGAAUGCCUUUGGGCGAAUCGAUUUUCGGGCGAAAUGACCGCAAUUCAUUCAUAAUGGGUUUAUUACGAAUCCAGAGAGUGGCCAACACCUAAGGUGCCUCCAUUAUGCCAAACCGACUGGUCAUAAAUCAGAGGAACUAACCAAAGAAAUAGAACGGUAUUGUUCGAUUGAGGCAAAGUUUUCAAGAAGAUCGAAGCGUUCCAUUUACGUUUUAACCAAAAUUUUAAUUACAUCUCAGCGAACUGGCACUGCAAACGAGAUUUUUGCAAAGGUAACGGUAAUUUUAGGUCGGACCACACCAACCGGUCAAAGACGGCCAGCUCUGCAGGUGGACCACUUUGACCGGAAAAUUUCAAUGCGGAAAUGGAAAGCGUUCCAUUUAUUUCUCGACCGAAUUAUCCGAAAAUUUUGGCAUAAUGGAAAACAUCCCUAGUUAGGUACUUGUUCUUUGCCCCUCAUAAGGAAGUCUUCACAUUUUCUCCUAGAGCAUUGACGGAGGCAAAUGCUAAAUAUGCACCCACAAGACAAGCUGUGAAGGAAACUGCACAAAGGUGAGUAAUUUACCACUAGCCGAAUCUGCCAUUGCAGAUUUUUCGUGGUAAUGUGGGAAGCUAUUAGAUUGCCUGUAGGUAUUGUUUCGGUGCUUUUAAUGUUUUAUAUUUCGUCCUUUGGUGAUUACACAUUCCUCAAUACUAGGACUGACAAACGCCAUUACUGACCUCCAAAAAAGACAUCCUUUUCUAGUGCAAUGUAUACUUAGGAUCCCUGCAAUUUUCUUCUGUCUCUACCUUCUUUGAAAACCACUCACUGACAUGAGAGGGAAAUGAGGUAACUACAGCCUACAUACAUACUUAUUUGGAGUAAUCAUUUGUGACUUCACUUGAAAGAACAUUGUAUUUGUUACAUGUCAAAUUUGAUCUCAGGUUAAUUUUGAUUUAACCUAGGUUGAUUCUCGAUUGCGCUUGUCCUCUAGCCAUAGUAGACAAAGGAAUUCAAGAAUCAACCCAGGUUAAAAAUUUUUAACCUGAGAAUACAUUUGACCUGUAACAUAUCCAAGUGUCAGUGUAUUUAGCACGAAAGUACUAAUUGAGGUCGGAUGCCUUAUUAGUCAAAGGCCGCAAAAUGUCACUUCUUGCUGUCUGACAAAGCGUUGUUAUUUUCAUUUUCCAGACGAGAUGAUGCCGUACAGACGUUUGUUUUAUCUCAUGAUACGUUUUUUGGACUGAAAGAAAAAUUAAGGUAAGUAUUAACUUUUUAUGACAGGUAAUUGGAGCCGAAACUUAGCAGUAAUGGCCGUCUAGUCUAAAACAUUCUGACUCAAUGCUUGCACGAUUUGUGUCUUUCUUUGCAUGGGUCAGCCGUGGACUGCGAUUCUAUCAGAGCCUGGAAAAGACAGUAUUGAAACUUGAAGAGAAACUCAAAGAAUUUGCUGAAAAGCGAAAGAAGGAAAUGGAUAAGAUUGAAGAGAAGGAGAAACGACUCAAAGGUGACAUGCAAAUGCGUAAACUUUAGUGUUAAAUUUUUCUCCAUAUUUUUGUUUUCUUUUUUGUUUGUUUAGCGUUCGUUUACUAGUAUUUCUGUGGAACUUCGAUAUAACGAACCUCUAUAUAAAGAAGUCCUCGGUAUAACGAACGAUUUUCUUUACCCCAGUAAUAGUCAAAUGCAUGGAAAAGAACCUUGAUAUAACGAUACCUCGUUAUAGUGAACAUAUUUCGCAAGUCCCUUGGCCCUUCGUUAUAUCGAGGUUCCAUUGUAUAUGAGUAGAAUCAACAAAUGCAUUGAAUGAAAGUUAAUGAUUACAGUUAUAAUGUUCUUGUAUCCCUUGAAAACAACAGAGGUGGUGUCUGUGGACAAUUAACUAAAUGCCUGUCCUUUGCUUAUCUACAGAGAAAGCCAAGGUACCACCUGCACGACCCGGGGCUGAAAAACCAAGUCACCUAAUUAACCCACCAGGAUCCGGUGUACCUCGUCCAAUGGCCACACAGUAUCUUGGGGGACCAGGGAUACCUCACCCAGGCAUGAGACCAGGCACCCUCCCGCCUACUUCACAUGGAGUACCUUUGCAGCCUAGAAUUCCUGGAGCAGCAUUUCCACCCAGAUCUUUUCCUGGAGCCAACUCUCCCCGUCCAGCAGAUCCGAGGAUCUACCAACCCGGUUCUCAAGGAGUCUCUCCUAGACUACCUGUCCCUUCCGGUGAACAAAGGAUGCAAGUACCCCAGCCUGGAGUUCCACUGCAGCAUCAGCAGAAUUUUCCAGAACAAAGGGUCCCUCAGGCACCGAACUCACCAGCUACUGGGCCACCUGUUCGUCCUACCAUCCCUUCUCAACCUGGAGUUCCGUUCUCUCAGAUGGGUCCCAGAGGGCCUGCACCUGCUGAGCAUCUUAUUCAUUCCACACCAAGGAUGUCUUACCCGGUACCACUGACUCCCUCCUUUUCGCCAGGAGGCGCACAAGGAGUUCAACCCGGUGGGCCAGGGGGGCCUUACCAAGUGCCUCACCCUUCUGGGCAGCAACCCCGUCCACAGCUGGCACCUGGACAGGUACCGGGACCUGGAAGUGCUCCAGGUCUUCCAUCUUAUGAUCUAGCUAAACGUAUGCCCGGAACUCAGCCCUCUAUACAACAACCACCUCCACAAAACUGGCCACAAGGGCAAUAUCCCGCCACAUCACAACAGCAAGCAGGAGGCCAUCCGUCAGGUAUCACUCCUCAACAGCAGUUUCAGGCCCCAAGGGGGCCAUAUCCUACGUCACAACCUCCGCAUAUUAGUCCGGCUGGGUCACCUCAGGUGUUUUCGCAGCAAAUUCCUACGAGUCAAAUGUCUCAACCUUUGCAGCCUGCAACCAGUCAGUACCAGCCAAAGAACUGGCCAACUCAGCCAUUUCACUUUCCAAAACUGGCUCAACAACCUAUGCAGCCCCAGCAACAGUUUCAACAAAUACAGCAGCCUUAUCAGAGACAACAACAGCCACCUCAUCAACUCCAGCUGCAACCACAACCUCUUCACCCUCAGCAGCAGGCAUCUGUCAAUCCCCAGCAGCAACAACCUGCCCGUCCUCCUCCACAGCAGCAACAGCAACCACCCCAUCCCCAACAGCAAUUCCAGCAACCGCAGUUUCCACCACCUCUUCAGCCUCAAAAAGUACCACCUCCUCCAUCUCAUAUGCAACAGCAGUUUCAGCACGGGCCACCAUCUCAACCACAACAGAAGCCCCAGCAACCUCCUUAUUUCCAGCAACAACAGCAUCCAUCGCAACCUCCACAGCAGUCACAACAGCCCAUGCAGCAGUUUCAACAACCCGUUCAGAUGAAUCGACAAUUUAAUCAGCCUCAGCAACAAAUUCAACAUUCUAGAGAACCACUCAAACCGACUCAGGUCCCACAGCCAAAACAGCAACAACAACAGCAACAGUUUCAGCCACCAUUACCGCCCCAGCUCAGUUACCAACAACAGUUGCAACCAAUGCAACCUCAAACGACUCAGCAACAAUCGUACAAACCACCUCUGCAACCACAGCCUCUUUCUAUGCAGAAACCUUUGCCAGACUAUCAAAUUCCAGCUGAUCGUCUUCCCCAACAGGCAUUCCAACCUGGGAAAACACCACCACAAAAUGCACAAGGUUCCCUUGGUCCUCAGAUGCCUCAACAAAUUAGUCAGGUACCAGAACUGCCUCCUAAGGGUCGGUCCCAGAUGAGUCAGAUCCCUGGUUCAACCUCGUGGCCGCAUCAAAGCUCUAAUCUUUCUUCACAGCCACCACAGAUGGGAUAUCCUAGUCAGAAGUCAUAUGCAGGCUAUAGUCAGAGUCAACAGCCAUCACAGACCAGCAAUACUUCAUCACAGUUAGGGUAUCCAAUGGUACCUGAGAAAAAACGUUCUCAGGCUGAUCCCCCUUCGUCAAAGCCUCCUCAGGAAGGAUUCCCAUCUCAGCAUCCAGGAAGUUUACAACCCGCUCCGCCUUCCUCGCUCCAGAGUUGGGGGUACCCCCAAGCGUCACAGCCCUUGCCUUCAACUGGAGCUUCCCAUGGCAAUCAGUUCUCACGUCAAGAUUCAAAAGAACCACAGCGUUUAGGAAGAAACCAAAUGCUUAGUCCUCAGAAGUCACUGCCUUACGAGCAGAGACCCGUAGAUCAGGGAUGGGCCCCAUCUGCUGGUGUUCAACGACCUCCACCUCCAAACCAGGCAGCAUAUUCACCAGUUAUUGCUCGACAGAAUUCUGCUGAUUAUGGUAAAGACAGUCAGUACCAAGGGCAAACUAGAGGUCGUGUUGGAUCAUACCCUCCGUACACUGGGAUUGUAACUAAACCUCCUUCCUCACCAGCUGGAGGCAACCCACCUUAUAGCUAUAGUGCAGUAUCCGUGACACUUCCUUUGGUUCAAGGGGUCAGGCCCAGCCCUACCAGCCUGCCACCUUCUUCAGCCUAUGCUACUAGUUACUCGGUAUCAGUAGCUCAAGCGCAGUUGAACCAGCAGCAGCAAAUGCAGCAGCUGCAGACUCAGAUGCUUCUGCAACAGCAGCAGCUUAUCUUACAGCAACAGGAGCUCCUGCGCCAACAGCAACAACAACAGCAUCACGAGUCUGAUCAAGGCCACCUCACACAGCUUUUUCAGCAGAUGUUACAGCAGCAGACAAAGCUGGCUGAGAUGGAGCAGAAACUGGCAGAACACGAGCGUCACGAAGAAAAUCUCAAAAAGGAGCUUACAAAGACGGAGCUUGAGGAGCUGGCACCUGCUGAAAAGGGCACAGAAGCAGCUGAUAAUGAGCCCCAAGCUACAACGCCUCAGAGCUCUAGUGGUUUCAGUGCCUCUUGGAGCACUGGUUUUUCGGACCAUACCCAUAGCAAACUUGACAUAGAGCAAGUCUUCAAUGACCUGGCAAAAAAACAAAUUAGCGAAAUUUCUGAGAAGGGUAAACAUGCUGAUGGAGUAAGCGACAGCUCUAAGCCUGAUGUUGAAACAGAGAGUGACAUCGAUGUGUCUAAACAGGAUUCUGACACUUCGGAGCUUUCAGAAAAAGAAAUAGUGGGUGACAAAAAGACUGAAGUAAAGAGUGUGUCUACGGAUGAGCUAACGAAAGGUGAUGAUCAUGGGACAGCAGAAGUAAUCAACACCGAACCGGGGAGUGUCUCCCUUGGCGAAGAAGCGAAUGAUAACAGGAAUUCCUCGUCAAGUACUGAACAGAAAAGUGAAAAAUCUGAAGUGGAUUCAUCGUCUUCGGCUGAAGAUAAACCUGACGGUGAAUCUGUAAAGAGAGAAAAUAUAUCAGAUGAGGACAAAGAAAAGCAAAGACGUCAACAAAUCGAAGAACAGAUCCAGCAGAUUAAAGAACUUCAAAAGAAUACACAACCUGCCCCUCCUCCGCUUCCUCAAAAGAAGAAAUACCUGUACGAACCAGGCAAAAUGCCAGAGGCUUGUGAGCUUCCACUCAAACCUCCCGACACGGUUACAGCUGAAGAGCCGAACAAGCCCUCGCUGUACAGACAGUGUGGCCAUUACUAUGACACGCAGCAGUCUCGCAUUGGUCAAGCAGAGAACAAUGACUGUCUUAGUGAAGAAGAGUAUAUACAGAGGCUGUCAUUCACUGUCGAGACCUUUGAUGCUCUGGUGGUGAACUUGUCUCAGAAGAAAGAAGGUACCACCUACAGUGGCUUCAUACAUGAGUGGAAGGUAGGUAGCUGAUGUCACAUAUCAUACACGAGAGGGAAUGUUUCAUCUGAUAUCCAACACCAUAAAUAAAUGAAUAAAUAAAAAUUAAUAAAAAAUAAAUAAAUUGAUAAAUGAGGCAAUGUAGAGUUUUGAAAAGACGCUUUGAAGACUUUCAUUUGGGCGGAGUGUAUAUCAAAGACAGAAAAACUUGAGAGUAACAAAAGUAUUUUGACCUUCGAUCGUUGUCGCCCGCACUCCGUAACCUUUGGUUAUUGCUAGUUCUAUUUCUUUUAAAGUUGUUCCACACAGUCAUGAACAACUUUGGAAUUUUUGCUGCGAAAGGAGUACGAAGCACGCAGCGACUGACUUUUGCUAAUGAUUAACGUUCAUCCUUUCUUGAUUUUUGUCUUUUUUCAUUUCCAGGCACUGGAAAAGAUGCAAGAAAGUGACUCGUGUGUUUUCUCCACUAAAGAUGCCAGUCUCAAUCCAUCGAAGAACAGAUACAGAGAUGUCUUGCCCUGUAACUAUUUACCUCUUCGUUUGUCUCUAUAUUUAAAGUUGAAGUUUGAUAGAUUUAAGAUCAAUUUGUUACUUAAUAAGCAAAGGUUGAGUUAUACAGAAACAAUAACGCGGAUAAGAACGAACGACGUUUCGGUGUCAUCUUGACGCCAUUUUCAAGUUCAAAUGAUUGGCUAAGGAUUAGCAUAUAUGAGAUAUACGGUGGCCCACAACUGUCACUGCAAAACCAACAGUCUCACGGCAAAAACAAAAUACCUCACGGCAAAACCGAAAACCUCACGGCAAAAACAAAAAUCUCACGGCAAAACCAAAUACCCACGGCAAAAUCAAAGCUAUUUUGUUUUUGCUGUGAAGUAUUUGGUUUAGCCGUGAGGUUUUUAGUUUUGCCGUGAGGUAUUUUGUUUUUGCCGUGAGGUUUUUGGUUUUGCCGUGAUGUUUUUGUUUUUGCCGUGAGGUUUUUGGUUUUGCCGUGAUGUUUUUGUUUUUGCCGUGAGGUUUUUGGUUUUGCCGUGACAAAUGUGGGCCACCAUAGAAAGAAGCAAAGUCACGCAAAAAUUGUGUUUCUUCAAAUGCUUAUUUAACACAUUGCUUUUUUAGGCUGUUAUCUCUCUUCAUCACCAAGAUAUGCAACAGCAACUUCUCCUUAUUCAUAGUAACUCCUUAUUUCUCUCCUCAGGGGAUCAUACACGAGUCAAGCUAACGACUAAGGAGGCAGGCGACUAUAUUAACGCCAACUUAAUAAAGGUAAGGGAGAAACUUGAGCACUCGUUCUUGACAAACAGUAAUUUUCUCUCCGCAAUUGCGCUGGGAUGACAAGUCCUUGUAAAAUGACUAAAGAACUUAAAACGACUUGCUUCCUAACUCGUCUGUCAUGAAUCAGAGAGGCCCAGAUACUGUUAUAGCCUCACUGAAAUAUUUACCUUUUUCCUCUCACAAAUGGCUCAUAUUAAAUUUCAACAAUUUUUUUUCAAUUUCCAUGUUUUCAAAUGCUGAAAAACAGAUAUUACCGUGUAAAAGUACUACCAGAGAGGUUUCAUUUGAAUGGUGACACAUUAGGAUCUCAUCCACAGACUCAAAAGUUAGAACAACAGUGUUCAGCAUAAUAAACAGUACCACAGGAAAGUACUUCUCAGUAGUUUUCAUUUGAAUGGUCACACUUUAGGAUUUCAUCCGCAGACUCAAAAGUUAGAACAACAGUGUACAGCAUAAUAAACGGUACCAUGGGAAAGUACUGCUCAGUAGCUUUCAUUUGAAUGGUCACACUUUAGGAUCCACAGACUCAAAAGUUAGAACAACAGUCUAUAGCAUAAUAGAUGGUACCAUGAGAAAGUACUGCUCAGUAGCUUUCAUUCGAAUGGUCACACUUUAGAAUUUUAUCCAGACUCAAAAGCUAGAAACACCUUGUACAGCAUAAUAAACAGUACCACAGGAAAGAACUGCUCAGUAGCUUUCAUCUCAAUGGUCACACCGAAGGAAUUCGUCUACAGACUCAAAAGUUAGAACGAUCUUACAAAACUCCAUCAGUCACUCCGGGUGUCCUUGAGUUAACAGUCGGCAGGAGCACCUGCAGUCGGCGCACCCGUGUAACAACUGGCUAAAUUCUUUCACAUGUUCAUUUCUCUAGAUAUAAUUAAUUAUAGAUUGACGUUGUAAUGACGCAUAAUAUUGGAUUUGACUUAUUUCAAUCUGUUCUCGAACCUUUAUGUUGUUUCUUGACAGAAAGUGACGCCUAUGUCGCCAGAUUAUAUUCUUACCCAAGGCCCUAUCGCUGCCACCUUAGAUGACUUUUGGUUGUUAGUCUGGGAACAAAAAUCCCCCGUGAUAGUCAUGCUUACCAAAGAAGUGGAAGGAAAUCGCGUAAGUUCAGUCAAUAGUGUUUUAUGAAUACCGUUAAAAGUAAGAGUCCUUAUUGGUUUCCUGUAGUAAAAAUCUCCAAAUUGCUGUUACGCGUGUGCGCGGCACGUAUGUAGCCAGCACUCGUUUGGACUUCCACGUAGAAUGAAUGAAAUGCAUAGAACGCAAUCUGAUCACGCGCGUUUGGACUUUCUAUCACUCGUAAGCAAUUUGUCGACCAAUCAGCAGUAAAAACCAAACCAUGUCUCCCACCUGCCGCCCGCUACGUGUUUUUGCUUGAGAUCUGAUUGGUUCGUUGGACUUUCCCGCGCUUGGUGCCCAACACAUGGGUUUGCUUGAGAUUUGAUUGGUUGAUCGUCUUCGCGCGUGAUUAGUAAUCAGCCACUGUGUGUUGUGAUUAAGCCAGAGUCAUCGCACUAUGGCUCUAUUUGUUUUUCAGUUGAAGUGUCAUCAGUACUGGCCAAUAGACGAGGGUCACACGGUUGUAUACGGAAAUAUUAGGGUACAUAUGAGAAGCAAGAAUCACUCUGAGGCCUGGAUAGAGCGUAUCAUGCACGUACAGCAUUCGGAGGUGAGUCAAACUUUCAUAGAGCGAUUUUCGUAUGACCUUGAAAUGAAAGUGGGCGACCUCCAUUUUCCUACACUUGUGUUUGCUAUAAGAUAGAAGCAGGGAAAGUAGCUCGACUUAUCAUCUGCCUAUUAUUACCCUUUGCUCCUCCUUACUGUCUUUUUCUUGAUAUUUGUUUCUUCAGAGCGAUGAAGUACUAGUUGUGUCUCACCUACAGUUCACUGGCUGGCCUGAUCAGUAAGUCAGUUCCGUGUCUAAAGUCAGGGGCGGAUCCAGGAUUUUUUUUAGGAGGGAGUGCACUCGUCUCUUGCUCUACUUCAACACCAAUAAACCAAAUAGUUUUUUUUUUUUUUUUGCAGAAUACCAAUUGUAUUAGAAAACCGCAGGUCAUUUCGGGGGGGGGGGAGGCACCCCCUGUACCCUCCCCCUAGAUCCGCCCCUGAAAGUAAUCGUAAAACCGUAUCUUUGUUUUGAAUGGUAAAGGCAAUGACGCAUACGAGCCAAAGGCCCAAACAACCGUAGCUUAUCCCGGUUUCUUUAGCAUGAAGCAUGACAAGGAGUUUUGCUACUCGAGGUGUUUGUCGUUAGAGGUGUUUGUUAAGAGGGAGUUGACUCCGUGAGCGAUUUACCUUACAUCACCGCGUAACUGACUGACGACCAUUAACAUCGCGACCAAAUUGACCAAUCAGGUCAAUAACCAGAGUUAAAUACCAUCAACUGACUCAUCACUUUUACUAUGAAGAUGACUACCGCACAGGUUGUCGAAACGUCAGUCACUGUCAGCAACAACAGUCCUAUUCAGGACUACAUUCACCCGGAUGAUUAUACUCAACUUACGUAUGAAAUGACUCCUGGGUUCAAACCUUUCACAGAGCGACUUACCUUUUCGUAAACAAACGUAACUAUGACUUUCUCUGUCGGUGACUAGUGGUUGUAUCGUCUUUUUCUCUAGUGGCGUUCCUCAUUCUCCAUCGGAUCUUUUGACGUACUUAUCAGAGGUGCAUAACCAUCACUAUACUAGGGAUCCUCAGACUGAAAGGCCUCUGGUGGUACACUGCAGGUAGGGACUGUUGUAUGUUGUCAUUAUAUGGCCAGGCCCUUUCCUUUUGUGCCACGCUUUAUGUUAGCGCUGACGUUAUGCUCAGUACAAAUUGUCUUUGUUCUGGAAGUUUUGGCAUCAAAUAAAAUCUUUGCAACAAUUUCAAAAUCGUGGAAGGAAAUUUGACCCACUUUGAAUUUAAACUCGUUAAAGAAUGUCAUAGACCUCAGGCAGAAGGGUUUACGGUCAUAUCGCCACCAACGAAAUCGCCACCAGGAAGUCUCCUCGCCACCACAUAAUAACUCUGAAAUAAUUGACACUGUUUACUUACCUGGGAUUGGUACUCCUUCCUCAAGCCCAAAUAUAAGUUAAUCGAUUUUUAUUGACACCUUGUGUCGAACUUCUCAUCUUUAUAUUGUGUGAAAAAUUGCGACUUUUUAAUACGUUAAUACGGCUUAUUUGCAUCGCUCGAGAGGUGCGACUUGUUUAAAAUCCAACAGCCUUUGUUAUGAACGUUGGUUAAUAUUGUCACUUGAACCUUACCUCCUUAAGUUUCAUUUUAAAUUGAGAGUGAAAGAAUUCUUUUUGGAGACUUGUCCUUUCCAAAAGUAUUAAGAUAUAUAUUUCGUGGUGGCGAUUUCGUUAAUGGCGAGGUGACCGUAUACCGGCAGAAGCACCAGGUUUAUAUGCUUCUGCCUGAGGUUCCUUGUGAGUCUGCUCCCCAUAGUUGCUGAUGCAUAUUUAAGGAGUGUAAACCUUGAUUGUGGUCUUGUAAUUAACGCAGGGGAAAAUGAAUCAGUUUGUUUGAUCCCCGCAGAUCGUGUGUUAGAUUCCUCAUUUGACACAUUCUAGCUCUAUAUUUCGGCAUCGUUUCAAUAUGGAUGGCCUUAAAAACUGUUAUUACCAUGUCUUGGCACCCAGAACUAUACAAAUACCUACACUGAAUUUAUCUGAUUUAAAAGGUCCUGGAAGUGCAGAGCCGGGUUUUGUGCAGAGUCGGAUCGAGGUCGAACAGUUUAAACUUUUUGUUUUAUAAUCUGUGGUAUCGUUUCAGUGCUGGCGUUGGCCGAGCGGGAACCUUCUGUGUUAUUUACACCGCGAUCCGUGAGCUGAAUGGCACGGGGAAUAUUGGUAAGGAUUCAUACAAUGAGAAUAACUAUUGUCACGUACUCUAUUCUGCUCAGCAAGUAUAUUGUAAACUAUUUAUCUUUUAGAAGAACCGUAAGUUUGUGUCACGCUCUCUUUUCCGCUCUAAGAGAACUGUAACUAUACUAUGCCACGUACUCUUUCCCGCAUGGGAAAUUUAAGACUAAAAAUGCAUUUUUAGAGUAACUGUAAGUUUAUUGUGUUGAAGAUGCAUUUAUUGAGAGGAAGUGUAAGUCAGGGUUCGCAUCAAAUCGAUGUCUUAUUUCCAACAAUAGCCCUUAUGCAUGUUUACGUCACACAAGCAAAUUUCACCACCAAGCCUCGUUUUGAAAUUAAAAAUAAGCGAAGUUUCACAGAAAUGAAUUCCCAAGGCAGUAGAGUUGAAAAGAAUACCCACGCACAAAAAGUACAAAUGCAAAAAAUUUUGUUCACAAACGAGGCUUGUUGGUGAAAUUUACUCGUCUGACGUAAUCAUGCAUAGGGGCUAUUGGCGGUCCUAUAGCACAUAAAUCAGGCGUAGCAUAAAAAUUGUUCGUGAAAACAAAAGAAUAAUAAACAGCAAAGUUAACGUUAUGUACUAAUGAAAUUAACUUCUAAAUCUCUUUCUCAGAACAAAAGAACGUUUUUAACUCACGAUUGGUUCCCUCCAAAAUUCUUGGGCUCCCUGUUUUACCAGACGUGUGGGUUCCAGGACCCAGAUUUUAAAACUUCUAUCGUAGUUCCAUCGCUGUGUAACUACGUGAUGUGUUGUCACGCACUCCUUCUCGCUCUGAAAAUAAUCUCUUUAAUCCUUGAGCGUAGCUGUUACUAUGGUACAUGUCGGUCACGCAUUCUUUCUCGGUCACGCUUUCUUUCACGCUCAGCGGUAUGUAGUUAGAUACGACUCUUUCAGUGUGAAAGCUGUUCUGUGCCCCUUGUUGUAAUAAUCGUUGUGCAUGUAGCGUUUUUUAUCACAUUUUUUGUCAUUUUAUCACAUAACUUUUUUUGUUUUCAUUGUAGUUAACAUCCCUAAACUUGUCAGGAUCUUUAGGCAGCACCGCAAGUUCACGGUACAGAAGAAGGUACGAAGGCCUCUCUAAAAACCAUCAGUAUUUUGCUUAGAGUUAGAAGAAUAGAACCAUGCAGUUGCCUGGGAAAAUCGCUGCCCGCCAGAUACCAUGCCUCUGCUAUCUCUGAGAGAAAGUCACGCGUUGCUUGUUGCAGGCGACAAUAGGAGCCCGCAAUCCUAAUCUCCAGGUUGUUAUUGCGCAUGCGUCGCAUGUUUGUGGCCAGCAUUCGUUGGACGUCCACUAAGAAUUAAUGGAAUGCACAGAGCGUAAUCUGAUCACGUGUGUUUUGACCCUCUGUCACGUGAAACUUACGCAAAACAGCAGCGUUGGAGCAAGAGCGUUUUGACCUUCGUUCAAAAGUUCAAUACCUCGCCCGCACUCCCUAACCUUUGGUUAUUACUAGUAGUCUAGGUUAAUCUUUGUUCCUGGUUGCUACAGUCUCAAAAAGUCCUUGAAUUUAGGGAAAGUCCUUGAAAUCUCCUUGAAUUUUCUUCAACUUUGAAUGUAGCAGGGUUCGGUUUCUGAAAGGCCGAUGAGCGCUAAUCCCGGAUUAACAUUUUUGUUCCGCUUUUUGUAUUUACCUUCCUAAGCAAUGCUUAGAGUAACAUUUUGAGUUAUCAACUCUCUUUUUCGAAGGAAAGGCUCAAUAGUAUUUUGUACACUCGAGUUACGUGUUCCAAGACAAGAAAAUCUUGCUUAAAAUUAGGCUUAAUCCUUGGUUAAACUUAACCAUCUUUCGAGGAACCGGUCCCUGGAAAGUGUUUUUUUUAAUGCGUUUUGGUUAUCCAAGACAGAAUAUAAAUCGUAGCUCAAAGAAGUUAAAAGAGAUUUACGUAAAACGUUUUUUUUUGUGUGUUACGCAAUAAUUAACUAUAAAUUUUAGACAAGUGAGCUAAAAGAGAAGUUGGUGGAGCAAAUAGUUCAAGCCGUAAAGUGCUGUUAGAAUAGACUGGGAAUGUCGUUUUUGUACAAUCUGUGAAAUUACAUUCGUGGUAAGUGAUCCUUGAAAAUCGAAUGGGUCCUUGAAAAGUCCUUAAAAACGGUUGCACCUUUUUCUAUGAACCCUGUGCGAGCUGGCUCGCUGGCUAUAAUCUGACCAAGUUUGGUCCGGGAGGGAUCCGGUACGUCCAGUACUGAUUUAGGACUAACGUUUGUUCAACGUUGGCUUUUUAGGAGCAGUAUGAGUUCUGUUACAGAGCAGUUCUGUUUUAUGCCAAUCAGUAUCUUCAGUUAGGUAAGAUUGAUUUAUCAGACUCCUUUGAAUUAUCAUCUUGACUGUUCUGCUGAGGUUAUGUCUCUCAAAAGGAAGAGGGGAGCGGCCUUGUUAAAAUUAUGGAAAAGGGGCAAUUAAUGUUUUGAAGGGGUUAAAAAUAAAAUUUGAAGUGAAUUAUUUCAUACUUUUCUACCCUAAUCCUUGUUUGCCAUUAUAUCUUCAUGUCCAACAAAAAUUAAGCAAUAAUGCUCCGUUAAACUAACUGUUGAAUUAACUUUUUUUUUAUUUAUUUCUGCAGAAAAAACUGCUAUUGCUUUCAAGAAAUCAAAGCUCGCAUCACAUGACCACCUGGGUGACGUCAGCAGUGCGUCAUCAGUGACGUCAUUGAGUGACAGUAGUCAGCGGAAGGCAGAUGAUAUGAGCUUUCUAGGGGAAAUUUCCUCUGACGAGGAUAGCUCUGACAGUAGCAGUGGAUUUGACGAAGAGCAAAGUAGUUUAAUCAGAAGAAAAAGUUCCCAAGAUCUGGAAGAUUUUGAUCAGAUCACGACGACAGAUCUAGAAAUCUCCGGGCUUAAAGAUUUUUCUCAAGUGACGAUUGAUUCUUCAAGUGGUGAUAAAAGCAUUCCGUGCACUUCAACGAUCAGUGCAGAUCUACCAGCAGUUGGCGAAUCGUCUGGCAGCGUCUCAGAGUUAAAAAAUUCAUCUGUUGCCGACACUCAAGAAUUGCCGAAAGCGAGCUCAGAUAUCUCCGCGGCGAUCGAGAAGACUGAGGGGUCGAAGGUGCAACAAUUAGCCGAUCUCGACGCAGAGCUGAAAGAUGCGUCGGUUGAUUCCUCUUAUGCUAAAAAGGAGAGUGAAAAGGCGUCUUCGUCUUGUACGAGCAAUGCAGAGCUAACAGUCAUGUCCGAGAGAGGCUCAGAAUCGGUGGAGGCGCGUGAAAGCACUGAGGAACCGAAUGGCUGUAGUAGUGGCGAGAAAGGUUGUAAUGAUGAGGUUGUGGAAGAAGACGUGAGUGAAAAACAUGUUGUAAGCAAGGCGGAAAGCACGGAUACAGCUUUGGAAAUAGAAGGGAAUGCGGAAGAGGAUGGUGAUAAAAUUGGUGGUGAGGCAAAUGAACGAGAACAGACAAACACUGAUCAGUCGAUGUCGGUUACUCAGACUAAUGAACAAACUGAGUCAUUAGACGAGAAAAAUAGUACAACAGGACUGUUGCAAACAGAGGCUACAGUAAAUGGACAGCAAGGACAAGAAAACCAGGAAGAAAGGGAUAACCCUCAGGAUAACGGUAAACAAGGUGAAGAAGCCAGUGAGCAACAAGGCCAAGAAAAUGUUGAAAAGAUGAGCAGAGAGCCGUGUAAAAGUCAUGAAAAGGAACCAAAUAACGAACAAACUGAAGAACGAAAGGCUGAAGAUUGCUCAGAAUCUAGCGGAGAUGAUAGACGAACAGAAUUUAAAAAGAAAGGCGAAAGUGAAAGUCUUGAACAAACGAAGCAAGACUGUGAAUAUCAGCAAACAAAUGGAGUUUAAUUUGAAUUUGUUUCCACGAUGAGAUCUCUCAUAUAAGCGGAAUCAAUUUAUUUUAACUUAAACAGUGGCUUCCAGGUUCGAAAUUUUUUAUUUACAGUAAUGGAUAUUGUUACCAGGGAUCGGUCACUGGUAUUUGCUACAACGCCAUCAAUAGUUUUGGGACGUAAAAUAACUCGCUACAUGGUAAGGGUUUUUAUAUUAUGAACACGAACGUUGAACGCAGAACAUGGGGCUUUAUAGGCCAUGUCCACACUAAAUGCGUUUUCAAAAGUAUUCGUCUUCGCUGUGAUCGAAAACGCAUCGAUCGAUUCGCCUUCACAUAACCGUUUUGAUGCGUUUUCGAGUGUCUAAACUAAAACGUUCGAGAACGAUACACUAACGCUGCGCGCAGUUACUAUUUAUAGACCCUAAACUCAGACAAACAAACUGAAAUUAACAUUAGCGAAGUCCUCACUUUUGUCUGACUUUUGUCAAUAAAAUGUCGUGGUUGUCUGUCGUUUGUCAUUAAAAUGAGGAAAAUCACAAAGUUCAGACAAAAAUUGCACAUUAGUUACUCUGACGUCAUUCGCGCGCUACGCUAUUGCAUGCUAUGACGUAAGUUGAGCUCUUUGCGCAUGCUACAGACACACGCGCCUGCGAUAUUUUCGGUCAUCAUUUUAAUUUUGAUGCGUUUUCGAUACGAUACGAUUUGUAUGCGUUUACUUUCAAGAGCAUUUUCAAAUUGAUGCGUUUUCGAUGGAAACGCUCAGCGUAUUAGUGUGGACGGAUGGCUUAAAACGCAUCGACAUGUGCGCGUUCUCAAACGAAAACGCGUUAGUUUGGACGGGGCCUUAGAAUUCCUCCGGCGUAUAAAUUUAGCCGUCGGUAUGCUUUUUGUGGUCAAUUUAAUAAAAUAAAAUAUAAAAAAACAUUGUAACAAGGCCAAGCCGGUAUCUACGCAUGGGGCGUGGAGAUUGUUACACCAAUGAAAAAAAUUUGUGGGAAGAAACACUAUCUUACAAAAAUAAAGCGUUUUCACUCACCUGGCCAACAGUAUAUUCAAAUUUUACGUAAGGUCCCUCAGGACUGGUUUGCAAAAACAACAUGGCUGCCAUUUCAUUGUUUUGGAACACCAAUAUAGUGGACAUGAUGUCAUGUAAAAACACUAUAGCGGGGUGGUUAAAAGUUCUAUCGACCUCUUUAGCAUGUAAGCUUUGUUUUCCUAAUUCACCAUUUUCGUAUAGACC
Molecule: messenger RNA, 31623 nt
Organism: Porites lobata
Lineage: Eukaryota; Metazoa; Cnidaria; Anthozoa; Scleractinia; Poritidae
Source: the annotation of a GenBank genome assembly